AUGGGUCUGGGAAGCUGUCGCAUGAACGAUCUCGUUGUUCUGCAAACAACCCAAGGUGUCUGUGCUUACCUCAAAGAGGUGGCUGAUAGCGACGCCAAGCAGCGUGGGGUAUGCAUCGGUUUUGACCACCGCGCCGGAGGUGGCUGCAACUCCAGAAGUUUCGCCGAUUGUGCGGCGCGCAUUUUCUUGGAGGAAGGCUUUACGGUGUACCUCUACCGCGACUUCGUUGCUACUCCCAUGGUGCCCUGGUGCAUGGAGCAGCGGAGAUGUGUCGCCGGCAUCAUGAUCACUGCCUCCCACAAUCCCAAAGCGGAUAACGGCUACAAGCUUUACUGGAGCAAUGCUGCGCAAAUCAUUCCGCCUCAUGAUGCCAAGAUCGCGGCUCUGAUUGAAGAGAACUUGGCGCCCUGGCCCUGCAGCGUCACCUCGGUGCAGGACCAUCCACGAUGCAAAGAUCCUGCCGCCGAGGGGAUUCUGGACGCGUAUUUUCAACGCCUCCCUGCGUUGUGCAGCUCCAAAGCGAGCAAGCCGCUGCCUGUGGUAUAUACGGCGAUGCACGGUGUGGGUUUGCCCUUCGUGCAGCGGGCCUUUGAGGCCGUGGGCCAUGGCAAAGCAUCGCUUCAUCUGGUGGAGGCUCAGUGCGAGCCAGACCCUACGUUCCCCACCGUGGCCUUUCCGAAUCCGGAGGAAGGCCAAGGAGCGUUGCAGCUGGCCUUCGAGGAGGCGGAGCGCAGCGGAUGCCAGCUUAUUCUGGCGAACGACCCGGAUGCCGACCGCCUCGCCGUUGCGGAGCGGGAGGAGAAGGGGACGUGGAAGAUUUUCACCGGCAACGAGCUCGGCACUCUGCUGGGACACUGGACGUGGAGAUGUUGGCGAAAGCGCAACCCGUCCGGUGAUGCGAGCAAAGUCUGUAUGGUGGCCAGCGCUGUGUCAUCGAAGUUCUUGAAGACUCUUGCCGAGAAGGAAGGCUUUCGCUUCGUAGAGACGCUCACGGGCUUCAAGUGGAUGGGAUCGAAAUCUGCUGAGUUGCGCGCCGAGGGCUACGAAGUGAUUUUUUCAUACGAGGAGGCCAUCGGCUUCUGUGUCGGGGACAUGGUGAAAGACAAGGAUGGCAUCUGCGCGGCAUCCGUUUUCGUAGACAUGGCCAAAGAUCUUCGUGAGGCUGGGCGGAGUUGCCAGCAGCAUCUUCAACAGCUGUACAUCGACUACGGUAUCUUCUUGUCCAUGAACAGCUACGUCAAGUCGCCGGAUCCGGCGCUAACGAGGCGCAUCUUCGCUGCCCAGCGACCGGAGGGCAAGUACUUCCAGAAGGUUGCCGACUUCGCCAUCUCGGAUGUUCGGGACCUCACAGUCGGCUACGAUAGCCGCUGCAAGGAUGGUAAGCCGGAGCUGCCGCUGAACAUCGGUGGCGAAAUGAUCACGUACUACUUUGCGGCAGCUCAGGCCGAGGUGACGUUGCGGACUUCUGGUACCGAGCCGAAGAUCAAGUGGUACUCGGAGAUGCGCACGGCGGAUGCCGCGGCCGGGCGCGCAGAGCUUGAGCGACUGGUUCGAGCUGUUGUCCUGGAGUUGUUGGACCCCAUAGGCAACAAGCUUGAGAUACGUUCUGAAGACGCGGCGAUGCUCCGGUAG
Molecule: messenger RNA, 1632 nt
Organism: Symbiodinium sp. CCMP2592
Lineage: Eukaryota; Dinophyceae; Suessiales; Symbiodiniaceae
Source: the annotation of a GenBank genome assembly